CACAGGGCAUUCUUUUGCUGUGUUGUUUUGAUUUGAACGAGUGCUUUGGCUUGGUUGCAUGCAGGGUGGUGGGCGAAAUUCGAAGUGCAACAGAUCUGUUAAAAAUGCCCAGGCAGGUGUCAUUAUCUCAGAGGCAACGUCAUGUUGAAAAGGAACGAGAGAGACGGCAACGAUUCCACAAUAUCUUUGAGAGUUUGAGACAUCACGGAAAUUUCCGGUUGGGACCUCGUGCCACGGAUUUUGACUACCUGGUUGCUGCGUUGGCAGAGGCUGGGUGGGAGGUGGAGAGUGAUGGUCGAGCCCGGCGAAGGGAGGAUAUGGCGGUCACGGCCGUUCCGUGUGUUGUCGUUGCGGAGAGUUCCGAUAUCCCUGACGGCUUGCCUUGCUGUAAAGCAAUCCCAAUCCAGAAAAUUGCCGCGGCUCCCCAUCCGCAGUCUUGGGACAUGUUGCCAGAGGACGGUGAUGGAGAGCAAAUGGGCUGCAACAAGAAGAAAAAGAAGCGAGGGAUGACAGUGACGCAUGUACAAGGAGAGGACGAGCAGGAUGUUCGACAUCUGUCACUGCCGUUAAAGGAAUGCCGAUCGGCUCGGGAGGCACCGGUUUUGUCGCUUGCAUGAUGCCGUCAAAAACAAACGAGAAUGCAGAGGAAUGACCGUCAUUUCCACUGGAUGUAUGUAGUUUGUUUGGCUGGCUUCGGUAAGGUCGCGAUGCUUGCGGUGGCCGCUGGACCGUAUUGUUAUGCGCCGUGAAGAAGGCGGCGCCGUGGUGGACAACGCGUACGAUUGUCAGCGUGCAUUCUGUUGCCCGCGUCAUUCUUGGCUGUACGUGGCUGUUACCCAAGCGAGGGGGUGGGUGCGCAAUGCAAAAGCGAGCUCUGACAUGUACAUAGAGAGGGUUCGACCUCUUGGCAGGUCGGUAAAGGCCUGAAGCAACAGUCUCAGUCUGUCGCGGCCCCUUAUUUAGUUCUGAUGACAAUAUCAUGUAUAAAUGGAGCUUGCUGCUGCACAAUUGUUGGCCGACAAGGUUCGAAAGAUCGAUGGAUGCUAGUCUGCGUCAAGCGUGAAGUCUUGGUGGCGGAGUUUGCAACGUAACCUGUCGUUUCAUAGGGCAUCCCUCCGUGCCGAUCCUCGCUCCCUUGUGCCCCCACAAUUUUUCUCAGGUAAUCCGACCGCUUCUUCCGAUGAGGGUGUAGUAGAGGAGGGCUCCCAUCCCUUGAUAGUGUGAAGUGCUGGUCCGUAGUACCAGUCGAUCGUGCCAGGUCUCCCACCAGGGUUUGCGUCUCGCUCCUUUGACUGAUUGGAAUACCGAUCUCACUUGGCCUGGCGGUUUCAAGUAAUGUAUUCAGGUGAUUGUUUCAUUUCUUUCCACGCUUGCGGGCAGGGUGCCAUCAGCUCCAAAAGGUUGGCAGUGCUGCUCAUAUGGGACCAUUUGGCUUUGGUCCCGACGUUCCCCUUUGUGCUUGUACUACUUGGCUUGUUAUUGGGCAGCAUCUUGCCCACUGAUCGCCGGACUGCUCAGUUGUUAUUGGUUUAGCUCGGGUAGGUGGCGGGCUGGGCAUUGAAGUUAGAGAAUGCUACUUCUCCAUUCUAUAUCUGCCUCUUCUUUUUGGUCCCCCCCUCAUCCUGUUUCAUUCCCUUUAACUCCAUGCCAUUUCAUUCAUUUCGUUCGAUUUUCUUUCAGUUCGCUUCGUUGCACGCACAUGUCACACAUUCACAGUGAUGGCUUGCUCGCUGCUCAUCCGACGAUUCGCCAUGACCUAGAUGAGCUAGCACUGAAAAAAGUGGAGGUUGCUGUCGCACGGGUCAUGAAUCUUGACGUGUGUGUGCGUUUCAAUCCCCUCCUCCCUUCGAUUUGCUGCAGUAUGUAUUUCAUCUAACACUGAAAUCUCUUUUCGUAGACAGUCCGUGCGCUUGAUGAUAGCUGCUGGCUGGGCAUUGCCACUGCGAAGACUUUGCUGAUCGAAAUCUCAUUUCCAGAACGUCCAGAUUCCUCGUAUAUGGUGGUGGCCAUGUUGGUUGUGGCGAAGCUGACUCGCAGCGGGCCUAGAAGAGGCAGAGGAGGGGCAAAUGGGUUGUGAUGACCAGUCGGUCAGUUUGCUUCUGAUUGGUUGAUUGGUUGGUUGAUUGGUUGGUUGAUUGGUUGAUCGAGCGAUUGUUUGAUUAACAUACCUCUGUCUCUCUGCGGUUAACGCUAGUUAACCAUGGACAUGACUGACUGGGUUUGUCUAUGUCUGAAGUCUGUGGUUUAUUUUUAGGUGAGCAUGCAUGGACAUCAUUGGUUGGGACUUGGAGUAGUAUCCCUAGCUACGUAAGGCAGGGACUCAGCAAGGUAACAUGUUUUCAUAACAGGCGUACAGAGUCUACAGACGGUACAGGUAAGAUUAGACCGUAUAUUAUAUCUGGCAUUCUGAAUCUCUUCUAAAUGCUGCCUUGCUAUGCUGGAGCUCGGUUCUGGAUGUGUAUUAGCCUAGCCAAUAGCCAAUUAGCCGAUAGCCGAUAGACGAUAGCCAAUAGCUAGUUGCAGUUUGUUUCGAACAGUUGAUGCUGCAGGGUUGUGCACUGUUGCGGUUUGUUUGGUAUUUUUUUCUUGUAAUGAAAAAGAAUUGUAAAG
Messenger RNA from Chara braunii, 2610 nucleotides. NCBI's taxonomy places the organism in Eukaryota, Viridiplantae, Streptophyta, Charophyceae, Charales, Characeae. The record is from the annotation of a GenBank genome assembly.